AUGGGUCUUACUGUGAGAAACGAGGUCAAAGGAGACGGCAACUGUUUCUUUAGAGCACUAAGUAAUCAACUUAGUCGUUUCGGUGUCAACAUGUUCCACCAAAAGAUUAGAAAGACGAUAGUUCGGCACCUAAACGAAAAUCCUUUCACGGACUCAGGAGAACAUCUUUCUCAAUUUAUUCUACUCGAAUGGACAGACUACAUUAACAGUAUGAAAAUGCCGGGCACUUGGGCGGAUGAAAUUGUCAUGCGAGUUGCAGCAACAGUAUUUGACCGUCCAGUGUACAUUGUCUCUUCCCUUGAAGAUGAAAACAGCGACAAACAAAUUAACGCAAGAACUGCAGAAGGGAACCGGCGUGCACCAAUGUUGCUGGGGCAUGUGGCAGAAAACCACUAUUGGAGUCUGGAUCUCAAUACUGCAAAACAGCCAAAAACCUUUCCAGGCAACCAACGCAAAACUGUUGGCGAGUUUGACAUACCUGCUGCUGUUGCUACCAUAGUAGAUGGUGCUUUGCGUAUGGCUGAGAGCAGUUUCCAGCAUAGACUAAGUACGGUUCAAAGUUAUGAAUUAUUUUCAUCUGAUUUUCAAUCGCUGCAGUCCAAAAGAUGGUUGAACGAUAAAAUAGUAAAUGCUUUGCACAUAGUAUUCCAGCAAGAGACAAACUUGAUGGUACGCGAGAAAAUUUUGUCAAACUAUGUGCGUUUCAUUUCUUUUUUUAUAGAAUUCCAAUAG
This is a messenger RNA of Corticium candelabrum, 732 nucleotides long. Its product is annotated as OTU domain-containing protein DDB_G0284757-like. NCBI's taxonomy places the organism in Eukaryota, Metazoa, Porifera, Homoscleromorpha, Homosclerophorida, Plakinidae. The record is from RefSeq and is a predicted model, not a curated record. The coding region runs from base 1 to 732 and encodes 243 amino acids. Gene Ontology annotation, molecular function: cysteine-type deubiquitinase activity. The transcript is spliced from 5 exons. Gene Ontology annotation, biological process: protein deubiquitination.